Molecule: messenger RNA, 2801 nt
Organism: Prorocentrum cordatum
Lineage: Eukaryota; Dinophyceae; Prorocentrales; Prorocentraceae
Source: the annotation of a GenBank genome assembly
AGUCAAUUCGUCCCAGGCGAAGCUUGCGGGCCCAGGUCUUGCCCGCCAUGGCAGUGUAGACUGAGGGUCCCGCCGUGCCGGGCAAGCAUGAUGCGCGAAUUCUCUACGCCCAGGGGCACUCCGUUGUCCUCGACGGCCUGUUCCCGGACCUGGACAUCCAGCUCGAAGAGCGUGGGCAUGCUGCUUGACUUGUCUUCGCCCGGGGCCGCGGCGUGGCCCUCGACGCCCUGCUCCAAGACCUGGACACCGGGCUUGAGGAGGAGAGGCCCCGCGAGCCCCACGAGCCGCGAGAUGGCCCGCAGCUCGAGCCUGCCCCAGAUGAAGUCGGUCCACGAGGGCGCCGGUCACCUCCGCGCGCAGAGCACGGGCGCGCUGCACAGGAGCAAGACCGGUGGCCUUCUCGGCGGGGUGUCCACCAGCGCCGAGGCGCUGAACGCCCAGUCUCAGCAGGACCUCCUCAGGCUGCUCGGGGAAUGCAGGGGCGAGGCGAGUCUCGUGCGCUCGACGGUCUCGGGCAAGGAGGGCAGCCGACCCGUGGACGACCACGGGAAGGGGGGCGCCACCAGCGACAGCUUUGCGGACCUGCUGGACGAUGCCCUGGAGAGGAUCGCCGCGCUGAGGCGCACCAUGGACAACUUCGACCCCAAAGGAAACAGCGGUCUGCGCAACAGCCCCUCGCCGCUCGCGCUCCAGCGCGGCAGGGCGGGCGACCCUGGCAUGUCGCGCGAGGACGCAGAGCAGUUGCGAGGUCGCCUCGAGGCCUACAAGAUGGGCCGCAGGGCGGAACCCGACCUCCCGCCGCUGCAGCCGAGCCCCCCGAAGACGCCGAAAAAGCAGCCGGAGACGGACAUUCUUCUGCGCAACGCUUCGCCGGAGGCCCUGAGAAGACAGUCCCUGGACUCGAAGAAGCUUCAGCUGCACAAGCACGCUCAGCUGCAGGAUUUGCGAAUUGAGCUCGCCGUGGCCAACCGAGUGACCAUCGUGGACGCCAGGGCCCAUGUCAUCCAGAAGAAGCUGGAGCAGAAGACUCAGCAAGGCGCGAGGGCCGUAGCGAUGCGCCGGAAGAACCAGCCGAAGCUUCAGCAGGACGGGCGCGACCUGCGGAAGGACCAGAUGCUGGAGAAGUGGUCCACAGCCUGCGUCGUCGGCGCCUUCGCCCGGCAGCUAUUGGAGGAGCUCCGCGUUCGUAGGAUGUCGGACAAGGAGCGCAUGGAGUACAUGGCGAGGACGGGGCCAUUCAGCAGGAUGCACGGGCCGAAUGCGAGCCGCUUCAUUCAGAAUGCCGUGGUGCAGUCCCAGAGCAUCCAGGAAAUGCACUUGGCGCCCAGCGGCCUUGUGAGGCUGAGCGAAGUGGCCACGCGGCUACAGUACCAAAUGCGCCGACAUCGGAAGCAGUCGCAGGCCAGUUGCAUCGUAGCGUGCCUGCAGGCAUGGAGAGUGGCUGGGCGCACCUUCGUGACCCUGAAGCAGUUCGCGCGGCGCGUGGUGAAGAUGCAGCAGUGGUGGCGCAGAAUGAGCGCGCACUUGCAGGAGGUCCGCGACAAAGUUGCGAAGCGCUGGGAGCGCCUCGAGAUGGAGCCGGUCGAGCGGGAGCUCAGCAAAGCCGGGCGACGCCAUCGCGCGGUGGUUGAUCCGCGUGCUGCGCCGGACGACCGCGCGAAGGUGACCAGGACCCCCGAGGACAUCCGCAACAGGUUCGUGGAGUACGAGUUGAGGGCCCGCCGCUACGCGCUGCUCCCGGCGAUCCGGUGCUGGGAGGAGGACUUGGCCCAGUGGCGCAGCAGCUGGCGGAGCUGGUCGGCGGAUCGCGAGGCGCGCCGCGCUCUGGGGCUCGAGGGCACGGCCAUCCCAGCGCCGCUGGCAACGUGGCCUCCAGUGAGGCCCACGUACCUGCCGAAGGCCCACCUCCCCCAGGAGCGGACUCGUGGCUGCGAGUGCCCGACUUGGUGCCCAGGAAGGGUUGGCGACGAAGACAUCCUCGACAUGCGGCGCCGCUGCCGCACGAGCCCGGGGGGGCAGGGCGGGUGGAUGAGGAUUGCGGUGGAGAAGGGCUCUGUUUCAGGCUCCAGGGCAGCCGGCGGAGCCGUGGAGAGGGGCAGCAAGGGUAUCGCGGAGGAAUUUGCCGCAGAUCCAGGGCACGUGGAGGAGGAGGAGCUCCGGCAGUGGGGCUGCAGCGCGGACCGGCUCCCGAGCGCCAGCAAGGAGCCGCCGGGCCGCCCAGCCAGGUAGCCCUGAGCGCGCGUCCCUGCGCCGGCACUGGCCCCCACACCGAACCCCAGGUCCUGGAGGCAGGAAAGGGGUAUGGGGCCGCGCCGGGAACAAAUCAGGACAUCGCAUGCCUGGGGCUGGCCCGCCCGGGCUGCGCCCCGAGGGCUAUCGGCGGGCACAGGGCGCACCCCCCGCGGGUCUUGCAGGCAGCCUGUGUGUCCCAGCUGCCUGCUGCAAGCUCCCCUGCAGUUCAGCGCUCUGGCUUGAGCCGCCGGGGGUCUUGUACGCCUCCUCCCCUGUCUCGGGGGUGGACAGAACCUCCACCCUGACACGUCGAUUGAAUUGCCCAUUUUCGGUUCUCGAGAGUGCGCCGCGGCCGUCAUUUUCCAGGCUUGCGCCCGCCAGGUUUGGGCCCGAGGUCGUUCUCACUAAACCACGUUUUACUAAAGGGGGUUAUGUCCAUCCCUGGCUGUCCGCAGCGUUGCUCUCCUCUUCCUGCAUCGUUCCUCCUCCAUCCUCCCCUCUCACAUUUGAAGGCGCAGGCUUAGUGGGAGCCUCGUUAGGGCGUCUCGGAGCUGUCUUGGGCGCGCUGG